This is a messenger RNA of Anneissia japonica, 5942 nucleotides long. RefSeq names its product hyalin-like. Bases 29 to 4651 code for a protein of 1540 amino acids. Lineage: Eukaryota; Metazoa; Echinodermata; Crinoidea; Comatulida; Comatulidae. The record is from RefSeq and is a predicted model, not a curated record. The transcript has 23 exons.
CUACACAGUAACCUGUAAUGCAACAGACAUGGCAGGAAACACUGGCAAUUGCUCCUUCAAUGUUUACAUUUUAGAUGUUACUUCACCUCAUGUGACAUGCCCAGACAAUAUUACUGCUUAUAACGAUGCAUCUGCUAAUACAGCAGCAGUGACAUGGAACUCAGCAGUUGUUACUGAUAAUUGUUGUGAAGAUAUUAGUUUGUUUACAAAUAUUUCAAAUGGCACUGAUUUUAAAAUUGGAAUUACUGAAGUUACCUUUACUGCAGUGGACUGUUAUGGCAAUGAGGAUCAGUGUGUAUUCAGUGUUAUUGUUGAAGAUAAUGAACCACCAGUUCUUGAAUGUCUUUCAAACCAGAUGGUAGCAGCUGAUUCUGACUGUGUGGCAACUGCCACCUGGAUGCCACCGAAUGUUACAGACAACUCUGGGGACAGCUUUACAGCCGUAUGUGAUUUUGUCAGUGGAAGUACUUUAACUUGUAAUGCUACAGACGAUUAUGACAAUAUUGGCUAUUGUAACUUCACCGUUACAAUCUAUGAUGAGACAGCCCCUAAUGUGAUAUGCCCAGUUGACCUUGAGGUCUGCACUGACCAAGAAACAGAUUCAGUGAAUGCCACCUGGGAACCAGCCAAUGCAACUGACAACUGCUGUAGUGAUGUCAACAUAACUGCUAACUACACCAGUGGAGAAACUCUGAGCUUUGGUGUAUACACAGUAGGAUAUACAGCAACAGAUUGUAAGGGGAAUGUUGGUUACUGUCAAUUCAGUGUUGAGGUUAAAGAUUGUGAGCCUCCGGAUCUUGAAUGUCCUCCGAACCAAAACGUAACAGGUGACGAGAACUGCUUGGCAAAUGUCACCUGGACAGCACCCACUGUUACAGACAACUCUGGAGACUCUUUCACACCAGUAUGUGAUUAUAUAAGUGGAAGCACAUUUUAUGAUGUCAGCACUACUGUUACAUGUAAUGCUACUGACAAUUAUGACAACACUGGCAAUUGUACAUUUACCAUUACUAUUUAUGAUGAUGAAGAUCCAGUCAUAAAUUGCCCAGCUGACAUAGAAGUUUGUGCUGAAACUGGUUCUAUAGCAGCAUCUGUCACUUGGGAACCCAUCAACGCAACUGACAACUGUUGUGACAAUGUAAACAUAACGUCAGAUUACACAUCAGGAGAUGAAUUUGAAAUUGGUGAAAAUGUAGUAUUAUACACAGCAACUGACUGUAGUGAAAACUCUGCAUCAUGUAGUUUUACUAUAAAAGUGAUUGAUUGCGAAGCUCCUUUUUUGAACUGUUCGCAAAAUGUAGAAUUUGAUGCUGAUGACAAUUGUACUUCUGAUGUAACUUGGACUGAAGUGACAGCAACAGAUAAUUACGAUAGUGAUGUAACUGUGUUCUGUAACCCGACUGAAGGUAUUUUUCCAUUGGGCAACUACACAGUAACCUGUAAUGCAACAGACAUGGCAGGAAACACUGGCAAUUGCUCCUUCAAUGCUUACAUUUUUGAUGCAACUUUCCCAGACAUCACAUGUCCAGAAGAUAUUACUGUUGAUGCUGAUGAAGGUGAUAGCACUGCCGCAGUGACAUGGGUUCCUGGUGUCGUUACUGAUAACUGUUGUGGAAAUGACAUUGAUGUGGUUUAUAAUGCCACAAAUGGCUCAGAAUUUAACAUUGGAGUUACUGUAAUUAGCCUUAUAGCAACAGACUGCUAUGACAAUCAGGAUGAAUGCAUCUUUAGUAUUUAUGUCGAAGAUGAUGAACCUCCUGAACUUGAGUGUCCACCAAACCAAAAUAUAACAGCUGAUCCUGAUUGCAGGGCAGUUGCAAACUGGACAGCACCCAAUGUUACUGACAAUUCUGGAGAUACCCUCUAUUCAGUGUGUGAUUAUAGCAGUAGUAGCAUAUUUUCAGACAUCAUUACUACUGUCACUUGUAAUGCAACUGAUGGUUAUGGCAACACUGGGUACUGUAGUUUCAACAUUACGAUAGUUGAUAAGAUGCCUCCUGUCCUGGAUUGUCCAAAUGACGUUAUGGUGUUUACUGACACGGGGGUUGAUUCAAUGAAUGCCUAUUGGUAUCCAGCUAAUGCAACUGACACCUGUUGUGGUGACACUGAAGUGGAUGCCAACUACACAAGUGGAGAUGAAUUUACAGUCGGCAAUACCACCGUAGGAUAUUCAGCAACCGAUUGUAAUGGGAACACUGGAUAUUGUCAGUUCAUUGUCACAGUAACUGAGACGUUUGUAACAACACCAGUGUCCUAUCAAGUCACGCUAUCCAUUGAUGCUAUUGAUGGAAAUCCAGUUGAUUAUUCUAAUGACCUCGAUGAUCCAACUUCAGACAGAUUCAUCAUGAUUUCAGGACAAUUAUGCUCUGCUAUCGAAGCUGCGCUUAAUGGCUCUACCUGUAGAGUGUUAGCAUUUUCACCAGGAAGUAUCAUUGCUGAUGUAGAAGUCCAGUUUGUUGCAGACACAAGUGUAUCUGCUCUAGAUGUUGAAGAAGAAUUGAAAAUGGCAGCAGCAAACGGUUUAGUUAGCAGUGAAGGCGUGCCAUUGAAUGUUGAUCCAUCAAAUAUUUCAGUUACAGAAAUUGUAACAGUGUCUGCCUUGUUCUAUCCACUCACACUAACCAUUGACAGUAUUGAUGAAGAUCCAGUUCAAUAUACUAAUGACCUCGGUAAUCAAACUUCAGAUGGAUUCAUCACAAUUGCAGGGCAUGUAUCCUCUGCUGUUAAUGUUGUCCUUAGUGCUUUUGAUGACUACAUCAACUGUGAAGUAAUGGCACUUUCAUCAGGAAGUAUUAUUGCUGAUGCACAAGUCCAGUUUAUUGCAGACACAAAUGUAUCUGCUCAAGAUGUUCAAGAAGAAUUGCGAACGGCUGCAGCUGAUGGUUUAGUUACUGCUGACGGUGUCAAUUUGACUGUUAACCCAUCAAGUAUUAUAGUUACAGAAAAUAUAAUGAAUGUGACAGGUACAAUAGAUACAGUCACAACGGAAGUAACAGAUGAUGUGACAACACGUAUAACAGGUACAAUCACACCGGUAGUAACAGAUGAUGUGACAACACGUAUAACGGAUACAACCACACCGGUAGUAACAGAUGAUGUGACAACACAUAUAGCGGGUACAACCACACCGGUAGUAACAGAUGAUGUGACAACGCAUAUAACGGAUACAACCACACCGGUAGUAACAGAUGAUGUGACAACACGUUUAACGGGUACAACCACACCGGUAGCAACAGAUGAUGUGACAACACGUAUAACAGAUACAACCACACCGGUAGUAACAGAUGAUGUGACAACACGUAUAGCGGGUACAACCACACCGGUAGUAACAGAUGAUGUGACAACACUUAUAACGGAUACAACCACACCGGUAGUAACAGAUGAUGUGACAACACGUAUAGCGGGUACAACCACAUCGGUAGUAACAGAUGAUGUGACAACGCAUAUAAUGGAUACAACCACACCGGUAGUAACAGAUGAUGUGACAACACGUUUAACGGGUACAACCACACCGGUAGCAACAGAUGAUGUGACAACACGUAUAACAGAUACAACCACAACAGUAGUAGCAGAUGAUGUGACAACACGUAUAACGGAUACAACCACAUCACAACGUUCGACAGCUGACGAAGGAACUAUGACAACUGCACCUGCUACAACCGAUGCAACCAGUACAGAUGCAACCGGUGAUUCUGGCACAACAACCAGGUCUACAGAUGCAACCGGUGGUACACAUGCAACAACCAGGUCUACAGAUGCAACCAGUGGUACAGGUUCAGCCAGUUCAGCAGAUGCUACUGAUGAUACAGGUGGCACUACAGACACACCUGUAGUUAUUACUUCUGCUCCAAAUUUACCUACAACUGCAACAGUGUCCUAUCAAGUCACGCUAACCAUUGAUAGUAUUGAUGGAGUUGAAGUCGAUUAUUCUAAUGACCUCGAUGAUCACACUUCAGACAGAUUCAUCAAGUAUUCAGGAUAUGUAUGCUCUGCUAUCGAAGCUGCGAUUAAUAGCUCUACCUGUAGAGUGUUAGCAUUUUCACCAGGAAGUAUCAUUGCUGAUGUAGAAGUCCAGUUUGUUGCAGACACAAGUGUAUCUGCUCUAGAUGUUGAAGAAAAAUUGAAAAUAGCAGCAGAAAACGGUUUAGUUAGCAGUGAAGGCGUGUCAUUGACUGUUGAUCCAUCAACUAUUUCAGUUACAGAAAUUGUAACAGAUGACUCUUUGAUUGUUCCGAUUGUGGUUGGAUCAGUUGCAGCAUUCCUCGUCAUUUUGCUCAUAAUGCUAAGCAUCAUGGUUGCUGCUGUUUAUAGAAGGCGGAUCAAUGCUAAGCCAUUCUCUAAGUAUCCAACACCACCGGGAAUAUAUUCUAGUAGGGUUGUUCAUAAUCCAUUGAGCAGACGGUACAAGGAUGUGGAUAGCUUUUAUGAUGAAACAGAGGGUGAUAGUGAAGAAAGUCGAAUGCGCCACAUGGCUACUGUCAUAAGGAAUGCACCGAACAUGGAUAAUGAAGGAAUGAGUACCAUAUCUGAUGGUCUACCAACUGCAUACUACAAUGAUUUUGUAAUGCCAUACAUAGCAACGGGAAGCGAGGAAGAGGAGUUGGAGUAUAGAAACAGAGGAUUUGUACGAAACCACCACUCUGAAUAUUAAUGAUGCAACUUGAAGAAAGAAGAUAAACGUAUAUCCAAAGACAAUGAUAUUUUUGUAGUUUUUAUAUAAGAUAAUAACUAUAUGCUUCCAUGUUUCUAAAGGUUCUUUAGGAAUAGACUAUAUGCAAGCUCAUAAUAGAUAGUGUUUCAGAAAUUGUAUUCAUGUUAUAUUAGGUAGUCAAAUGGAACUAACAGAUGAAAUAAAUAAAGAAUGAAAAUUUUCCUGUUCAGUAGCAUAGAUAACAAUGAACCUGAGUCAUAGAAGACUGACCAUCAUCAUGGAUAAUGCUUAAUUACUAACUGACCAUCAUCAUGGGUAAUGCUAUAUUCAUAGUAUACACUAUAUAAGCCUGAUAUAAAAUAUUAUAUUCUAUAGGCAGUGGCAGUCCCGAUCAUGGGCAGUACCUUCUAAAGAAACAAUACUGCUCGGCUAGCGAUUAGGUUUAAAUAUAUAUAUAUAUAUAUAACAGUGGCGGAUUCAAGGGGUGGUGGGCGAGGCAGCCCCGUGAAUUGUUGAAAAUUAUUUUUAAAAAUGAAGAAAUAAGGAAAAUUAUAAUUGAAUUUAGGUUUGAGAGUGCCAUUUUCGGCCAUCUAUCUAGAAGUGACGUAAUCAUAAAUGUUCUUUCCCCAGCCCUGACAUGGUGGGAUUGAAGGGGUCUAGACCCUAUGUCUGUAAAAGUCCCUCCCUCGGCCCUGUCUAUUUCCAUUUCCUUGAUCCGCCACACUCAGACACACCCACACACACACACACACACACAUAUAUACAUAUAUAUAUAUGUGUGUGUGUGUGUGUGUGAGUGUGUGUAAAUGUGUGUGUAUUUCCAUGUUUUCUAAAGGUUCUAUAAAUAUAGCAUAGAGGUGUAUACAGUGUGGUCAAAAGUAGACGAACAUUUCUACUACAAUCAACAUAUAGCUGUGUACUAUGUAGGUGAAUACAGUUUUUGUCCCUUGGACAUAGCCUGUUUGUGCUUAAAACGUUCCUUAAAUAUAUUAGAAUAGGUACAUGUCAUUUAAUGUCAUAAUGCCAAUGAAUAAACAAGUUAACGGUGAUCAUAUUGAGGAAAGACCCAUCCACGAUUACGUUGGAAUCUCGUGUAUGUACGGCAGACAGAAACAAAAAGAAAUCUGACAGAAUACCUCAAUUAUAUAUAGGCCUAUAUAUAUGGUGAUUAUGAUUAUUUAUGUAUUUGUUUAUAUAUUAUUAUAAUAUAUAUAUAUAUAUUAGUUUUAUUCAUUCAACUGUAAAGAAGUACAUGAUAUUAGAAAUUAAUUUAAUAAAGACAUUUGCAAAU